GUCAGUCACAGGGUAAUGCAGCCGUCGGAGAAAGACAACAAUCUGGUCUUAAUCACAUCCUCUAUCCGGCCCUUUUCUAUAUAUGGUAGAGAGGCAAGGGGUAUGUAUUACAAAAAGGAGUAAAACUGUUGGGAAAUCCAAACUCAUUUGCUGGAUUUAAGAGCGAGUAACUAGCUGCAGGACGGACUUUUACAAAAGAAUAUUAUUGUGGUGUGAGGAGGAGGAGAAGGACAUCUGCCUAAGUGAGGAACAGACGAAUGAGUAAGGAAACAGCAGCACAAGCACAGGAAGGGAGAGACCAAGUGAAGCAGAAAGGCAGCGGCAUUGGAAGAAAGCGAGCACAGAUCUAAUGUGAGAGUACAAGUGGCAUGGGAAACAGGAAACUAGGUAAAAUAACAGACAAAGCUACAAAGUAAGCAAGAAAGAAACAAAGAAACUGAUCUGAAAAGGAACAGAGCCUAUCAUUAUAGGCUGUGCCGGUUCCCUUGUGCUGCUGCUGCUAAACAAACUGUAUGAGAGACAUCUAAAGGACACCUAAAAUCAGAGAAUGAGGCACAGUGUGACUGGGACCCCCCAAAUGGGACGUCCGCUACUAGUGGCACUGCUGAUGUUAUGGCUGCCUAUCACUCUUCCUUAUGCUGGAGCUGACGAACCAUCUUGCCAAGGAGCAUUUGACUUAUAUUUUAUUCUAGAUAAGUCAGGUAGUGUGGCAACAAACUGGAUUGAGAUCUAUGAUUUUGUGGAAAAACUAACAGAAAGAUUUGUGAGCCCCCGAAUGAGAGUGUCCUUCAUCGUGUUUUCCACACAGGCAAAAACAAUUCUUCCACUUACAGGAGAUAGGUAUGAAAUUACAAAAGGACUUAAAGAUUUGAGUGCUGUAUCUCCAGCAGGUGAAACAUAUAUGCAUGAAGGCUUCAAGCUGGCAAAUCAACAAAUUGUGAACGCAGGUGGAAAAAGUACCGCAAGUGUAAUUAUUGCACUAACAGAUGGCAAGCUGGCAGAUCAGAUACCUAUUUUGACAGAAAAGGAGGCUAACAUUGCUCGAGAAAGAGGAGCCAGAGUCUACUGUGUGGGUGUUCUAGAUUUUAACUUUGAGCAGCUUAAAAGAAUUGCUGCCUAUCCAGAGAAUGUUUUUCGUGUUGAAGGUGGAUUUAAAGAUCUUGGAUUAAUUAUCAAUUCAAUUUUAGAGAAGUCUUGCACAGAAAUUCUCUAUGUGGAUCCAUCUUCUGUCUGUGUAGGGGUUGAAUUUCAAGUUGUCUUGAGAGGGAAUGGAUUUUUAUUAGGGCACGAUGCUAAUCUCAUUACUUGUACUUAUGAAGUGAACAAGACAAUAAUACAUCAGAAACCAAUCACCGUUCAGGCUCAGUAUAUGCUUUGUCCAGUUACAGUACUCCAAGAAGUUGGACAGACUAUGGAAGUUUGGGUGAGCGUGAACAACGGAAAAACUCCACUCACUAACCCACAAACAAUCACUGCUUCCAGCUGUACUAAUGGCAUUGCUGCAGUCAUUGCAAUUUUAGUGAUAUUACUCCUGGUUGCCAUUGCCUUAUUGUGGUGGUUCUGGCCUCUUUGUUGCAAAGUGGUUAUCAAAGAUCCUCCUCCUCCACCAAAACCAGUUCCAGUUGAGGAGCCCGAAGAAGUAUUACCUCCAAAGAAAUGGCCUACUGUAGAUGCUAGCUAUUAUGGUGGGCGAGGAGUUGGUGGAAUUAAAAGAAUGGAGGUACGGUGGGGGGAUAAAGGUUCCACAGAAGAAGGAGCAAGACUGGAAAAGGCAAAGAAUGCUGUAGUGACAAUGCCAGAGGAGGAAGAGCUGUCUCUAUCAACACCUAAAAAACCAAAGCCUACCUCACCAGCACAUCAAACAAAAUGGUACACGCCUAUCAAGGGACGACUUGAUGCACUUUGGGCUUUGUUAAGAAGACAGUACGACCGAGUUUCUUUAAUGCGGCCUCAGCAAGGAGAUGAGGGUCGUUGUAUUAAUUUCUCAAGAGCCCCAUCUAAUUGAAGCAGAAAAUACCCCGCUGCGUAGUUUGUUGACAAUCAACAAUCAAAGGAAUGCCUCUGAAUAUCACUGAAGAUUUCUUGCCUUCCUCUGAAACACUAGCCUACUGCUUAAAUUUAAAUAUGGUUUUGCACAGCUAACCUUUGUUAUAUUUAACUUUUUUUUGCCAAUUUAUAGUUUGUAAGCAUUAUAUUGCAGCUUGAUAUAAAUCAAAAGAUGCAAUAUACUCAUAAGUGACAGGGGAAAACCAGGCAGAAGACAACCAAACCAAAACCAAACUAAUAAUGGCCAGUGGACAUUUUUUUGCCAUAAAAUGUCCUUAUUUAGAGAAAAUAGGCUGCUGGCAUGCUGAGCCAUUAAAAUAGACACUUCAGGCCAAAAGUAGAGUAGAUAGUUUCCACCAGGACAAGCAAAUACAAAAGUUCACCACCUUAAGGCAAUGUCAUAUAACAAGCCCUUUCCAAAAUAUCUCAUCACCCUGUGCCUUACAGGUAAACUUCUGGCUCAAAUUUUGCUAUUGUAGAACUGAAAAGUGCACACGCAUUGGUUUCUGAAGGUAUUAGUAGGCAGUAAGAUUUUGCCUUUUUCUAUUUUAGAAGACAUUUUUAUUUAUUAUGCAUUUAAGAAGGAAAUUAUCAGAACAAUAUUCUGCAAGCAAACUUUAUCGAGAGGUAAGCUGAGGUAAGUUUGAGGGACUGCAAUGUCAAGACCAUGACACAUUGUCUGCAGGUUAAUUUCCCCCUGCCUACAAAGUCUAGAUGAAUAAGUACCUUGCUUUACACAUAACAUGUAGCUUUGAGGCAUAUUACUUAUUAUAUAUUUUAGAAACCCAAAUCCAAAAAGCUGACAUUGCAGAGGAUUCAAUCCCCCCUCCCCAAAUCUCCAAAGGUUCUUCGUCGUCACAAUUCAGCAACUCUCUUUGCACGAAUAUUUCAAAGUUUAAUUAAUAUAAUUAAAGGCAACAGCAAGCAGCAGCCUGUGAAGAUUUUGCUCAUCUUUUUUAUGCCUUUUGACAUUGAAUGACCUACCACUGUAUGUGCAUUACUCACAAAUCAAAGGAAUUGUGUAUUGGCUAUGAUUCAGCAGUGAAAAGAUCUCCUUUCCUCAAUUGAUACUAGGCAAACAGAAGAGUGCCACCCAUCACAAACAAACUGUAUAUAUGAUAUUAUUUUGUGAGGAAUGUGUGUGUUGUGUCACGGUGACGAUCCUAAAUUAUGUUAGCAUGAGCGGAAACACUGUGGGGGAGGAAGGAGAUAGCAGUUGAAGAAAAAGGCUCAAAUGAUCUAGUCACUUUCGAUACUCUACUUCAAAUGCAAAUGGAUAUUCGAGUCGAAACCUGACAAAUCGCACCUGCUUUGAUGUGAACUGGUAUAGACAAUGACCAGUGGCUGGGUCAAUGGGAUGUCUCUGUGCGAGCAGGAAGUCUUAUCAAAUGACACUAAAAAUAAGUUCAGCAAUCAUCACAUUUAUGGGGAAAAGGCAAACAUUUCAAUAAGAGGCAUCCUGGGCUGAAAUCUUCUUUGCGCUCUUCAUCUGAAUUCCAAGGGACAUAAAUUAUUCGAUUGGCCAAUGUCCAAAUAUGGCACUACCCAAAGUGAGCAUCACUAGUAUUUGCUUUACUUUUUGGUUAAGAAUACUGGUGAUAUUUAAAAUUACCCUAAAUGGUUAAUGCACUUAUAACUGAAUGUGUUUACAUAUGUACAUAAACAUACAUAUUCAUUACAAUACCCUAGUUCCUUGUUAGGGUUGCCAUCUGUCCAUUUUUGAGCAGGACAGCCCGGUAUUUUGAAGGGCUGUCCGGGUCAAAACGGCCUGCUCAAAUUAGGAAAACUAGGUAUAAUUCCUGUGAUUGGCAUGGCAAUUGACCAAUCCAUGAUCAUGAUGUAAUAGACCCACCCCCGAUGUCACAUCCCCUCCCUGCUACAUCAUGGCCCCGCCUCCUGCUACAUCACAGCCCGCCUCUCCCUGAGUUAGUCAGGCAAAAAGGUGGCAACCCUAUUCCUUGUUGAGCGGAGCCUGUUUGCAGUGAAUAUGCUUCCACAGCCAUCAAAGCUUUUUUUCCACAUUUCUAAGCUUUACAUGAAAAAUACAUUAGAUUUAGAAGUAUUUUAUAGUUUUUAUGUAUACAGUGCACCAUUCAACUUUUACAAUAAGACGAAAUUUGCAAAACAAUUUGCUGUGUAGGUAGCACUAUACUUUUAAAGAAAAAUCUUUUUUUCUGUGAAAUGUCUAUAUAGUAUUUAGUGAUGUGCUGGUCUAGAAAAACUCGACCCGCACCCAGCCCAGACUCGCAUGCCCCCCGAUUCACACCUGCACCCGUCUUCCUUUUAUAGACCUGCGCCAACCCGCCCAUGAUGUCACAAAAGGGGCGGGACAGGCAGUGGUGUGCCAGAAAUCGGCAGUGUAAAAUGGGGCAGCAUGGUUGUCCCGAACCAGCCCGGUUUAUUGGCUGGCCCACAUAUCACUAUUAGCAUUGCAAUGUUAAUACAGAACAUUACCAACGCACAUAUUUGUUACUUAAAUGUUGCUGAUUUUUUAAAUAUGCAAACUUUUUUAACAGAAAAACAAUGUCUAGUUCAUUUGGUAGCAAUUAGUUCCCAAAUAUACAAAAAUAUAAGUUGUGCCUUUGUACAUAUUUGGAAUAACAUUGGUUUCUGCAUCAUUUAAUUUUGUUGCCAAAUAAUUUGAAAGUGUUUUAAAUAAAAGAAAACACAAGAUUAUAGCAAAAUGUGUAUCUAUUGUUUACAAUAUCCCAAUGGGGUUAUUUUUAUAAAGUUUUAUCAAUUUAUUGAUGAUAUUUAUUAAAUGCGCAGUGCCUUUGUUUUUAAGAGCCUUUUAAAUGUUACGUUUGUUCAAUAGGUGAUAACACAUUUACAGAAAUCAGCAAAUCCUUUAUUAAUUGCUAUAUUUUAUUUUUCUUAUGCUCAACUUUUGCAUGUUGCUAACCAUCCAUAAGAAUGUGUGUACUUUGUUAUAUUUCUAAUUGUAAUAAAAUACAAUUGAAGUGA
Molecule: messenger RNA, 5010 nt
Organism: Xenopus laevis (African clawed frog)
Lineage: Eukaryota; Metazoa; Chordata; Amphibia; Anura; Pipidae
Gene: antxr2.S
Product: ANTXR cell adhesion molecule 2 S homeolog
Exons: 17
Coding region: 548-2005 (485 amino acids)
Cellular component (GO): external side of plasma membrane; membrane; cell surface
Molecular function (GO): signaling receptor activity; transmembrane signaling receptor activity
Source: RefSeq, a predicted model, not a curated record